Drosophila biarmipes is the source of this 1974-nucleotide messenger RNA. It is a transcript of the gene Or98b, whose product is annotated as putative odorant receptor 98b. The record is from RefSeq and is a predicted model, not a curated record. The transcript has 5 exons. Gene Ontology annotation, cellular component: plasma membrane. Gene Ontology annotation, molecular function: odorant binding; olfactory receptor activity. NCBI's taxonomy places the organism in Eukaryota, Metazoa, Arthropoda, Insecta, Diptera, Drosophilidae. The coding region runs from base 126 to 1286 and encodes 386 amino acids. Gene Ontology annotation, biological process: detection of chemical stimulus involved in sensory perception of smell; sensory perception of smell.
GAAUAUUUCACGCCUCCGUAAAAAGGAAAUUCGAGUUUCGUCGAGAGGCGGCUGCCUUGGAAACAGCAGUCGAGGAGCAUCAACGUGGAUUCACUCACUUCUCACUGCUCUUCACUCGGCUCGACAUGCUGACGGACAAGUUUCUUCGACUGCAGUCCAGUUUCUUUCGCCUCCUGGGACUGGAAUUGCUGGACAAGCUGGAUGUGAAUGGGAGUCACCGAUAUCCCCGGCGAAGCAUCUGCUGCAUCCUCUCGGUGGCCACCUUUCUACCCCUCACCAUCGCAUUUGGACUACAAAACAUCCAGAAUGUGGACCAAUUGACCGACUCACUCUGCUCGGUCCUUGUCGAUUUGCUGGCCCUCUGCAAGAUCGGUUUUUUUCUUUGGCUCUAUAAGGACUUUAGGUUGCUAAUACAGCAGUUCCACCAAAUUCUGCAGAGGGAAAAUCUCUGGGCUGUUGGAGAAAGAAUCAUAUCCACAGAAAAUCAUCAAGACCAGUUUAUCAGUUCCUUAUAUAGCUACUGCUUUGUAACGGCCGGUCUUUCAGCCUGUCUGAUGUCCCCUUUAUCUAUGUUGGUCAACUACCAUCGAACAGGUCAACUGCAACCGGACUUGCCUUUUCCCAGCGUGUAUCCAUGGGAUAAUAAUCGUAUCUUAACCUACUCUCUAUCCUAUUUGUGGAAUGUGAGUGCUGCUCUGGGCGUGGCUUUGCCCACCGUUUGCGUGGACACCCUUUUCAGUUCCCUGAGCCAUAAUCUCAGUGCUCUCUUCAGGAUAGCCCGUGAAAAAAUGAUGCACUUUGAGGGUAGAAGUCCUUUGGAGACUCGUGAGAACCUGGUGCAUAUAUUUACAUUAUAUGAAGAGUGCUUAGAACUUGGAAAUUCCUUAAAUGGCUUCUUCAGGCCGCUCAUCUUUGCCCAAUUUGUGGCGGCCUCGUUACAUUUGUGUGUCCUGUGUUACCAACUAUCUGCCCAUCUUCUCCAGCCAGCUAUGUUAUUCUACUUUGCAUUCACGGCAGCUAUUAUCGGCCAGGUUUCCAUUUAUUGCUUCUGCGGAUCGAGCGUCAAUACGGAGAGUCAACUUUUUGGCCAGGCCAUCUACGAGAGCAACUGGCUCCAGCUUUUGCAGGAAAACUGCCAGCUUGUGAGAUCUUUGGAGAUAGCCAUGAUGCGGUCGAGAAGGGGAUGCCCCAUCAACGGUUACUUCUUCGAGGCCAAUCGGCAGACACUUGUCAUGAUUGUGCGCAGUGCCAUCUCCUAUGUAACGCUCCUCAGAUCGCUGGCCUAGCUGCCCCAGACCCCCAUUUCAUUAUUCAGGGACUUGUUCUGGUUUGUUUAAGUCCGGAAAUAUUUACAAUUAUGCUUUAAGCCGGUGUUGUUACAGCCAGUUGGCUAAUUAAGCCAUGUUAAUGGCAAUAACUGCUAUGGAAAACCAGUGCCUGGGCCUGUUAAUGCCUUUUGCAUUAUUGGCCUUGCUUGCCGCCCAACCCCAUCAGGACAUUGAACGCACGUAUACGUAAUAUUUGCAGUUGUCCGUUUGGCCGCUGCUGUAAUUUGCUCUUGUUGUUUUUGUGUUUGGUUUGUGUUGUCCUUUUUUGUUUUUUUGGUUUUUUAUUUCUGUCGUCCUCGCACAACAUUGCGGUUGUCUGCACGUGCUCGACGAACGAUUAUGUAUAAAAGUGUGACAUGGUCAAAGGAUUUGGCCGAUUUAACUUUGUUUUGGCCGAUAGACGGGUGGGGAGGGGCUUUUCCGCCCCCGCAUGUGUGACCCGUGUCUGUGUGGGAUGCUGCACGUGAGUGCGGUUGGGAAAAAGCCAAUUGCAGUGGCCGGGGCUUCAGCGCAUCCGCAGGCAGCGCUUUAGUCAUAAACUGCACGCAACACGGCGGCUUAAGUUUAGCCGAUUUUGUAAUUUGUUUGUAGCCACAAUGCGAUUGCUAACGGGCUCUAAACUGCACACAACAAAAAUAUUGUUUAA